UCUACAAUGGCCCUUUUGAGAUUGAUUGUUGUUGUUGCAGUAGCCCUUUUCCUGUUGGGGGCUUGGGCAUCUCAAGCCACUGCCCAUACUAAUCAUGUCAACAAGGCUACUUCUAAUUAUGUUAAGAUCAACGGCUUUUCCGGCAACAACGUCAAUUACGCCCCGGCGAAUCCCAAACCGGAGAAGAAGUUUCAGAAUCGCCCCCGCAAUUCCAACAAUAAUGGUGGAACUCAGUACACCCAAUUUGCUGAUCCAACCGUUAAUAAUAAUUACUUUCCGACUACGAACUUUGUGGACACCACAAACAAGGUUGAGGAGACGACUGAAACUAUGGCCGAACCUCCUCAAUCUGGAACCUGCGAUGGAAAGCACAGAGCUUUUGGGGGCUGGUUGGCGGUCAUAAUUGCAGUGUCGCUCUAUCAUCAUCAUCGCCUCUGAUGACUUAUCCUCAUACUUGCAUGCAUGGGUUCUUCUUCUGGAUGAAACCAUAUUGGAAGCAAUUUCUCCUAAAUGUUCCUACUAUUUCUAAUUUUUAGUUUUAUGUUCUAUGGUCUCUACAUUUUAAUCCAUCUAUUGUACUCAACACUAUCAAUCGGUUAAUGGAGCUGAAUAAACUACCAGACUACUAGUCAUUUAAAUUUCUUCUCAAAA
This is a messenger RNA of Ipomoea triloba (trilobed morning glory), 651 nucleotides long. RefSeq lists its product as uncharacterized. The transcript is spliced from 2 exons. NCBI's taxonomy places the organism in Eukaryota, Viridiplantae, Streptophyta, Magnoliopsida, Solanales, Convolvulaceae. The record is from RefSeq and is a predicted model, not a curated record. The coding region runs from base 7 to 438 and encodes 143 amino acids.